Trichosporon asahii var. asahii CBS 2479 is the source of this 4122-nucleotide messenger RNA. RefSeq lists its product as uncharacterized. Gene Ontology annotation, cellular component: nucleus; cytoplasm. Lineage: Eukaryota; Fungi; Basidiomycota; Tremellomycetes; Trichosporonales; Trichosporonaceae. Gene Ontology annotation, biological process: phosphatidylinositol phosphate biosynthetic process; inositol phosphate biosynthetic process. The record is from RefSeq and is a predicted model, not a curated record. The transcript is spliced from 3 exons. Gene Ontology annotation, molecular function: inositol hexakisphosphate kinase activity. The coding region runs from base 1 to 4122 and encodes 1373 amino acids.
AUGCCCUCCGUCACCGAGCAAGCGGAGGACCAUCGUCAACGACCUCCACAACCCCAUUCCCAAUCCUCCCCACCGCCUUCCUCUUCCUCCCUCAAGCGCCCACCUCUUCAGAACGCAACGCCCCCGACAAAGAUCGUCACUUCUCCCUCAUCACCUCCUAAAGCUUCCUCCUCACGAACAGCACAGAUGGGCGACCUAGCAUACCCGUUCUCGCCGCCGUCCCCGACAAACCGGGCCAACCUGUCGCCGACCAUUUCCCGGACCCGCAAGGGAAAGAUGAAGGCCGUUGAUCAGGACCCCGAAGUCGGCAGCGUCACCGUUUCACUUCGCUCCAAGUCUAGGGCCCGCCGCGGCAGCACCAUGGUUCCAGCCGAGGACGAAGUCGACGAGGAAUCGGAGGAGGACGACCAGGUCGAGGAACCCAACGGCCCAUCUUCUUCACGCUCCCCACUUCGACCGAAGACGUUCCGUGCGCGCGCCAACUCGCUACGCCUCCCGAACCAACAGCCCAACACAAGCGCCAGCGUCGGCAACAAGUUCUACCUGCCGCAUUACUCGACAGACGCCAAGUUCUCGCUUGCUAGGAGCAAGUCGAAGGAGCCGAGUCUCGACGUUCGGCUAGGUGGACGGCAUUUCGACAACAGCCUAGGUGAUGCCAUCCGGCGCGGCGCUAGUGGUGGGGGAGAAGUCGCUCUUCCGAAGUCUGCGCUGCGUGUUCUGUCUGAAGCGAAGGAGGACAUGGACCACUGCGCGCAGGUGAAGCAGACUCGAAAGGGCAGCAUUGGCAUGGGUCUGUUCAAGGAGACACGUAAGCCACAGGAACGUCGCCCGACCGUCGAACGAGAUCGAGAAGUCGAUUUGAAAGAAGAGCCUGAGCCGCCUGCGGACUGGAGUCACCUGAAGGAACCGGCCUGGACAAAGAAGGAGGAGAUCCUCACGGAGAGCCCAGCCUUGACCCCGUCCGAACUCGUGCCUCUCGAUCGACGACUCGAGGAAAUUCAGUCUGAGCACGACCUCACCUCCCCGCGCCGUUCAUCGACCCUCAACCGAGACGAGCAGCCGACGUCUUCGUUCGAGGAAGAGGACGACUGGUCGACCUCGAGCUCCUCCGACCUCGACUCGAUUCUGUCCAACUGGGGCAGCGAGACGGACACGGACGAGGAGCACAUUGCAGUGCCGCUGCAGCCAUACGGCCACAAGGUCGGCGGCCACAGCAGCAUCUACCAGUUCACCCGUGCCGCCAUCUGCAAGCCUCUCGUCGGCCGCGAGAACAUCAUCUACGAGGACAUCGAACGACUGGCCCCAGCGCUACUCCCCUUCAUCCCCCGAUACCUUGGGGUCAUGCUUGUUAAUUAUCGACGUUCGUGUCGCACGGUCACUGAGGGCUCGGGUACCCCAGCUGCUGAGCGCGAUCAGACGCUAUCCCCGUACGCAUCUGUGCCCCCCACACCAGCUGGACGGCCCGCGACGAUUAGGUCUGAAAUUUCCGACACGGAAAUGGAGGAGGUUCCGGAAGUCAUGCUCGACGUCAACCGACAUGUUGUACCGGACUGGCUGUUCAGGUCCACGGGUUCCGAGAGCCGUGGACGUCGAUCGCGCCGAAGCGGGGGUGAGGAUGAGACUGGUCCUCGCGGAACUUCGGCCAGAUCUUUCGGGUCGCAUCACGGCUCGUUCUCGCCCUCGAGCUCGUUCGGCCGCCUGUCCCUGCACGACCAAGACGGACCGACUUCGUCUUAUCACGGCACGGCUAUCCCCGCCCGACUUGGCCGUGAGGACCCGUGGACACCCGCGCACUCGCCCGCCAGUCCGCAAGCACGCUUCAAGGUUCCACAAUUGCAUCAUACCAGCUCGACGCCCGCCCUGAACCGACACAACCGGCUGUACGCCAGCAUGGACGGCUUACCGGGUACCGCCGGCGGUGGCGUCAACUCGCCUCACCCUCCGUUCUGCGGCACCGGCUCAACAACCGUGAACAAUAAGCUGAAGGACCACGUGUUUGCGUCGACCCUGAAGAGGCUGAAGAAGAGCCGGUCACACUCGCACAAGCACCUCGGGGACGACGACGCGGACGACGAGCAUGAGAAUGAUGGCCUCAGUGUCGAGUCGACGCCACGACGCCGGCCGCAUGGCAGUGGUGACUCUUCUUCGGACAAGCCCGAGGUCCGAAGGUCACGAAGCGAUGUGGUUGUCGGCGGUGAUAAUUACCACGGCGGGCGGAAGACGGGCGGUGAUGGCAGGCGGGACGACAGCUCCGAGCGCGGUGUUUUCGCUAUGGACGACGACCACCUCUCGAUGGGCCCUCCGCGCGGCACCCAGCGGCGCAUUGCAUCUUCGCGAUCCGAGGACGACCGAAUGGAGACGCUGUCCGUCAAGGGCAACGACUCUGUGCGCGCCGAGUCGCUCAAGGGUGAGGGUUCGCCCCUGCCCAACGGCGGCUCGUUCCCGCCGUCGCCGUCGAUUCCACCGUCCAUUGUCGACGACUCGAGCCGACAGGAGCUGUUCAUCUUCAUGGAGGACCUGACGGGACGACUGAAGAAGCCCUGCGUGCUCGACCUCAAGAUGGGAACGCGCCAGUACGGCUACGACGCGACACCUCUGAAGAAGCAGAGCCAGCGCAAGAAGUGCGAUGCCACGACGUCCCGCACGUUAGGCGUCCGCAUGUGCGGCAUGCAGGUGUGGAACAACGCGACACAAGAGUACAUGGCCAAGAACAAGUACAAGGGUCGUUCCCUUAAGACGGAGGACUUCCCGCGAGUCAUGAAGGCGUUCCUGUCUGACGGCGGGCGAAUGCUCAUCGACCAGGUGCCGAUCCUCAUGCAGAAGCUGUACACGCUUGCGGCUAUUCUGCUCAAGUUGAAUGGCUUCCGGUUUUACGGCUGCUCGCUGCUGCUCAUCUACGACGGCGACGCCGAGGUGCAGGAGCACUUCACGAAGCACGUGCGGUACCUGUCUGACCGGGGUGAGUUCCCAACUCAACGCACUGCUUCCCGUUCGUCGCACCCGCGCGACACGCAGAACCGGCGGUCGCGCUCUGUCGACGUCGCGCAACCCAAGGAUGGACGCAAGAUCCGCGGCGAGAUCGUCGUGCGCAUCGUCGACUUUGCACACACGACUACAGGCCAGGACAUUGAGUUCCCGUACCCGCCCAACAUCAAGGACCCCCCGAACCUCGGCAAGGGCUACCUGGCAAUUACGGAUCCGAAGACGGGUCUGCAGCUCGCGCGCUUCCCGCCCAAGUCGCCGACAAAGCCCGACCUCGGCUUCAUCUUUGGCGUGUACAACGUCAUCCGCUCCCUCCGCGCCAUCUACGAGGUGGAGUACGAGCAGCGCCAGGCCGCAGGCGAGGUCAGCAUGCGUCCCCUGCCGCAGUUUGCGCACGGCGACGUCUUCGACCAUUUGUUCACGGACGACUUUGACUGCUUUGACCAUGGCGAUCUCCUCCUCCCUCUUCUCUUCCCAGUCGGGGUCUCCCCGCUCGCUCGCAUGCUCAAGGUCGAACAAGCAAACCCGGUCUCCCAGCAUGCGGAUGAAUCGCCAUCCAAUACUCCCGUGUACCACCCCCAGUUCAUGCAGCCGCUUAUACAGGCCCACGAUCAUCUCUGCCAUCUUCCCAUCAUGUCUCUCGAUGCGGGUAAGCUCCCUCGCCUGGGCAUAAAGCAGCACAAGCAGCUGGGCGCGAUCAGGCUGCACCGAGCCAUACAUCCCCAACAGGCCCGGUGCCAUUCCCAGCUGUUCCAGCUUCUCGCCGAGCCUCAGCUCCCGAUCCACAGUGGCGAGCAGAGAGGGCAGCUCGGGGGAUUCGAACGUGGCAAGGUUGGUGAGCUUCACGAGCACGGGCGUGUCGCCCUGGUCGUUGGGGGUGAGGAGCCGAGUCAGGAUCGGUACGCCCAGUACAUCGCGCGCGACCUGCCGGAGACGUUGGACGGGAUGGGCCGGCCGGUCCAGGACGAGGCUGCAGUGCCGGAGACAGAGGAGGAACUGCCCGGGUACGAGGAGCCUGCGCCUGAGCCUGGCCCCGAGCCCGAGGGGCCGAAUGAGGGUCUCCUCGUGCGUCUGCGCAGGCGCCUCUCUCGCCGCGAGGAGAGCAGUUCCGAAACCCACGUCGAGGAGGUUGCGGCGUAG